AUGUCGGCGCAAUAUUUGACCGCCAAGCCACGGCCCAACCAGACCACGCAAGAGUUGCGCUUUGCUUUGGUCGGUGCCUGCCGUAAGGCCCUUCUCACGCAAAUUUCGGCCAAAGUCGACUCAAUGCCAGCGCCACGACUAAUGAGCCCCGACCAUCACGGAAUUCUCUCGACUUCCCGUAAUUCCUCUGCGCCGCACAACUCGAACCUCGUCCAGGACCGGAUCGUCUCCAUGCAUUCCACUACCACGCGAGUUUCAUGA
Messenger RNA from Sporothrix schenckii 1099-18, 261 nucleotides. RefSeq lists its product as uncharacterized. NCBI's taxonomy places the organism in Eukaryota, Fungi, Ascomycota, Sordariomycetes, Ophiostomatales, Ophiostomataceae. The coding region runs from base 1 to 261 and encodes 86 amino acids. The transcript has a single exon. The record is from RefSeq and is a predicted model, not a curated record.